Messenger RNA from Babesia sp. Xinjiang, 1866 nucleotides. RefSeq lists its product as uncharacterized. NCBI's taxonomy places the organism in Eukaryota, Apicomplexa, Aconoidasida, Piroplasmida, Babesiidae. The transcript is spliced from 6 exons. The record is from RefSeq and is a predicted model, not a curated record. Bases 1 to 1866 code for a protein of 621 amino acids.
AUGAGAUCAAUAAGGCUGUUAUUAUUCUUCCUGGCGAUUCCGCUAAUACCUUUCUGUGGUUCAGAUGAAGUUGCAGACCUCGCUAAUGCCGUAGCCUCCGAACUUGAAGGUGAACAGGUUGAGGUACUGGAUGAGGCGCUUUACGAGGGCUUUGUCCACGGUAUAGCACUUAACUUCGACUAUGUCUCACUAGGUAGACAGACCAGUUCGGAAUCUGAACCAGAUGAGGCGGAAAAGGAGGAAACACAUAAGCAUAAUCUCCUGAAGGCUGAGCUAGAGGCCGACUAUCUCACCCGACACAGACCAUUGGAGUCAACUGAAGUCGAUGAGAUGGAAUCGGAUGCAUACUCACUCUUCAACAUUGUCAUGCACUAUAUGAACUCCCGUGCUCAACGAUGGAAGCUUGUAGAGCCUAAGAGUGAGGCCCUGGAAGAUGGACUAGAACAUCAUAUGGUCUUCGUCAGUGACUCCUCUGACGUAGGGGGUAGGCACAUACCGCGGAGUAUGAUACUCUCUGUCGGUAACAUCGCAAAGACACUGCCGCAAAAAAAUGGUAAAACACCAAUCCUACUAACCUGCCUUGAAACAUUCAUUGUCUCCAAACUGGCCUACACUCUAAUAGGCAAACUGCUAAAAAGUUCAGCACCUGUCGAUACGAAGCUUAAAUAUAUCGACAGAUGGAUCAACCUUGCGCAGAACCAUUUCAUCCUAUACCUGCCAUAUAUCACAAUUACAGCACAGCGAUGUGUUGGCAUGCUAGAAGAAAAUGGUGAAUUGAAAUCUGAUUUCAACAAUGACCAUUAUCGUGUUUUGCUUAAGAAUUGUAAGUCAAUGGCACAAAAACGUGAUAAUGAGGCUGAUCUCCAAACAUUCGUCAUGUUGGAUUCGGAGUUGCAUAGUACACUGAUUGAGAGUUGUAUAAAACAGCGCCAUAUCAUCCCGUCAUUGUUAGAAGAAAAGGAGACCCAUCUCAAGAGCAUACACCAGGUACUAGACAAGGAAAUGUCAUGGGAGACAUUUACUAAUGCUGUAAACAUGGUAUUCUCCGAUGUUGAACGUGACAUCCUGAAGGCUGAUGACUUCCUUAUGCAACCAGCAACCUGGGGAUGCGGUCUUUCGAAGAAAGACGCCGAUACUGCUGAGAAGAAGCUUAUCGCCGCAUUUGCUAAAUCGCAUGUACAACUCAAUCUCAAGGUCAGAUCGGCGCUUAUCGAGUUGAACCGCAUCAUUGCGGCUGCAGCACCAGACAAGGGUGCUUCUCUUGCUAAGGCUCUAGUUUCAUUUGUGGAACAUGAGCAUAAUGCGGCGGUUGAAGAGGCUAAACAAAACAAAGAACUAUCGCAGUGCAUAGACGAUGCGAAACGCACGCUCACCAGUGAAGCUGACAAGUAUGAUAACCUUGUCACAAAGGCCUCUUACACGGAUGGUAUAGCCAUGGAGAUGAAAAAAUAUCAGAAUGAGGGAUGGAUGCCGUGCAUGUCUGCACGUAUACUAACAACUAUCACCGAGACUUGCGCCAACAAGACACAAUAUUGCAAGGUGUUACUAGAGGUGCUUAGAGAGGCUAUAGGUACACUAGAUCCCGAUAGUACAUCGGCACUUAUAAUGGAGAACUUUCACAAUGUCAUUUGUGUCUCGCUACUCAAGAACGAUAGUAUCACUGCAGAGGACCUCCGAAAGUAUCUCGCGAAAGAGGCCCGUCACGAACUCAAAGAAGUGAGCGCUCUUAGCGGAGGAUCAUCAACGGAGAAGCCCGCCGAAACGGAAGGAGCAGCUAAGAAUGAAGAAAAUCAGAAUGGUACUUCAGAAGCGCAGAGUGAGAAGUUACCUUCAGAUACUACCGAACAGGUGAUCAAAGAGCAUUAA